AUGUCGAAUCACGGCGAGACAACGCCCGGCGGGAACCAACCCCCCGAUCCUAGAUCGGGGAUAGGCGAUAACCCUCCCGUCGACAACACGCCGGUCGGGAACGCCUCCCAGGACAGAGCAAUCAUCAUAACAGACGGAGAGUCGGGCGUUAUGAGACGCCCCAUCUCCGGCUCGCCGCCGGUAUUCAUAAGCAACGAGGAGUUACUCAAGGAGUUGCACUACUUGAGAAACGAAGCGAGAGAACAGCAAGCUCUCAGAGAGCGAGUUGCCCAACUGGAGUCCCUUGUUCCCGGAACACAUCGUUCCGGGAAGCAGCCCUUUGAGGAGGAAAGUCAGUCAGGCCAUCGCGAUGAUAGAAGGCCUGUGAUUGUUCCACGAAACUUAUUCGCGUCAGGCGGCCAGACUACUGCCGGAGGAGAGAGCGCCAGGGACGGAGGAAGACCCCCGCAAGAUAGACGAUCAACCGCACAUCUGGAGGAAGCCAGUCGAGAUGUUAACGCUCUGGCGGAAAGAUACAGAGGAAGAGUCAGUAGGGCGGAUCUUUUGGCCCUGAUCAAAGAUCUUGAAAGCAGACCUGAAUAUGCGAGUACCGGAUCAAGAACGGCAGGCACGGGACGAGAAGGACAUAGGAAGGAGAUUCCGCAUGGAUCAGACUCAAGAAGCUAUGACCGAUCGCAAGAACAAGAACCCCGUGGUUUAGGAGGAAGAUCGGAGCGAGACCCGAUUGUGCUUGAAGGACGGCAGAGUCAGGGAGGAACGCGCGAGCAUGCGACGUCUCCGGGCAACGGAAAGACUCAUCAUCAGGCAAAUCUUGAUCAGACCAUUGCCGAUCCGCACAUUCAAGCCUCGUCUCAGGCCAAUGCUCAUGCCAAUCCGCAUAUUCAAGCCUCAUCUCAGGCCAAUGCGCCCCCAUCUGCUCAGACUCACGCUAAUCAAUCCAAUCUUCUCGCCACGGCAAAUGACCUCAUGGCUACCGGAACACUACCAUCAAUGACUCUGUCACAGCCAAACGUUCAGACCAUUCCAGGCAUCGGAGCCAUUGAUGUCAACAGCCUGAGGAAGCUUCUGGCACAUUUCGACGGAAGCCAAACGUCUCUUUCAAGCCAAGCCCUAUCACCAUUCUCUGCUGAAGUGAUAGAGGCUCCGCUGCCAGCCAAUUACAGAAACACCACCUCCGAUUUAAAGUUUCAUGGCAACUCAGAUGCUGUAGAGUUUCUUGGAAGAUUCAAUGUUGAGAUGGGUGUCUACCAGAUACCGGAUCCUGUCAGGUGUAGACUUCUUGCGGCCACAUUCAGAGAUAGUGCCUACCAAUGGUUCCGGAAAUUGGAACCAGCAUCCAUCACUACUUGGACAAGCAUGCAGACUAUGUUCUUGACUCAGUUCCAGGCAACCGUCAAGUAUGCUCCACCGGUCACCACUCUGGCAAAUAUCAAACAAAAGGAAGGAGAGACUCUUCAUGCCUACUUCAAACGCUUCAAUGCAGAGUCAUCCAAUGUUCGGGGGGCAACUGAUGAGACACUGAAAAGCUUCUUGGUGGCUGGGCUUCGAGUAGGAACUGAUUUUUGGAAGCACUUGCAAGGCAAUGAUCCCAAGUGUCUGGCAGAUUUAUAUGCAAGGGCUGAGGCAUACAAAAAUGUUGAACAGUCACUGGCUGAGAGUCGAAAGAAUGAGAGAAGCCCUGGUAAGGCUCGACAAAAGAGAAGGGACCGGUCCCCAAGUCCUAAACAAAGGGGGAGGCGACGAAGUCCCAACCGGGUCAACACCAUGUAUAGAAGGAACUACACACCUCCUCGAGAUCAUGAAGAAAGGGAAGAUCGCUGGACACCGCUUGCCGCGCCAAUUGAUCACAUCUUCGAAGUUAAUCGUGACAAGGGACUCUUCCGCAGGCCAGCUCCACUAAAUUCUUGGCAAGCCAAGAAUAAGGACAAGUACUGUGAGUACCAUGAAUCAACCGGGCAUGAUACCCAUGAAUGUAGACAACUGAAAGAGGAGAUCGAGUUGCUAAUCAAAGAAGGCCAGCUUAAUGAAUGGAUAGUACGAGAAGCCCGGUCCCGACGAGAUAUUCGAGCCAAGGACAGAAGGGGGAUUGGCUAUACUGGCAAUCAAGAAAGGGGAAAGCAAGAGGACAUCCAGUUCGUUAAGGAGGGAAGCAUUCGUGUCAUCUUUGGAGGGCCACAUUUGGCCGGUGAAGGGACCAGGGCUAUGGAGAGAUAUGCAAAGGAAGCAAAAGAAGAAGAUGCCAGAUGGGUUCACCACCCGCACAAUGAUGCCCUGGUGAUCGCCCUUCGUAUUGGUCCAAUGAAUGUUCAUCGUGUGCUCGUUGAUAACGGAAGCUCUGUCAACAUUCUUUAUUAUGGCACCUACCAGAAGCUUGGCCUCCCUGAUAAGGAUAUGAAAGUUGAGGAUGUCUAUAUUUAUGGGUUUGGUGGAGAGGCUGUAAAGGUAAAAGGAACAAUCCGGCUCCCGGUAACUCUAGGAGAAGGAACAUGCUCAGCCACUCAGGUUAUGGAUUUUAUGAUUGUGGAUCACGACUCAUCACACAAUGCCAUUAUUGGGCGACCGUUACUGAAAGAAAUGAGAGUGGUCACAUCAAUACAUCAUUUGUCUAUGAAAUUCCCAACACCUGGAGGGAUUGGAGUUGUGAGGGGGUGCCAAUAUGACUCCAGAGAGUGUUACCUGCAAUCUUUUAAAGGUUUCAAGAAGAGUGGAGCACUGAAAGAACCCCUUGUUGCCAACACUGGUGGGGAGGUCAAUAUGACUUACUUCGUCCAAUUUCCUGAGGAAGGAGAUAAUCUCGAACAAUCAAAAGGGAAAGAACCAAUGGAAGUAGAUUCAGAUGCAGAGCUUAAGCCCUGCUCUAUAUGGGAAAAAGGGGAGACGUCUGGAACAAAAGACGAGUCUGACCUAGACCCAAGGCUGCCCCUAGAGUCAACCAAGACCGGUCCAGCUGAGGAUACUGUUGAAAUCCAGGUUGGGGAAGCCAAAGAGGCCAAAAUAUUAAAGAUAGGGUCUAAGUUGAAAGGGGAGUUGAAGGCAAGCCUUAUCCGUUUCUUGAGAAGCAACUUGGAUGUUUUUGCUUGGUGUCAUGCCGAUAUGGUAGGAAUCGACCCAGAAGUAAUGAGCCACCAUUUAAAUAUCGACCCUACCAAGAAAGGGAUGAGACAGAAGAGAAGGCAUGUUAGUGGAGAAAGGGCCCAAGCACUAAAGGAAGAGGUUGACCGGUUGUUGGGUGCUAAGCUGAUCAAGGAGUCGUUCUAUCCUACAUGGCUUGCUAACCCGGUCCUUGUCAAGAAGCCUAAUGGGAAGUGGAGAACCUGUGUUGACUUCACAGAUCUGAACAAAGCAUGCCCAAAGGAUAGUUUCCCACUCCCAAGGAUAGACCAGUUGGUGGAUGCCACAGCUGGACAUGCCUUGCUGAGUUUCAUGGAUGCCUAUUCAGGAUACAAUCAGAUCCCCAUGCAUGAGCCAGAUCAAGAACAUACCUCAUUUAUAACAGACAGGGGGUUGUAUUGCUAUAUAGGAAUGCCAUUCGGGCUAAUCAAUGCUGGCGCAACUUACCAACGCCUUGUGAACAUGAUGUUUAAAGACCAGAUUGGUAAGACUGUGGAGGUUUAUGUAGAUGACAUGCUGGUUAAGUCCAAGGAGGCGCAAGAUCACAUUCGGCACUUGUCUGAAAUGUUUGACAUACUUAGGAAGUAUCGAAUGAAGUUGAAUCCCCAGAAGUGUGUAUUUAGAGUUGAGUCUGGUAAAUUCUUGGGGUUCAUGGUAAAUCAUCGAGGAAUUGAAGCUAAUCCUGCAAAAAUCAAGGCAUUACUUGAUAUGAAGUCUCCUCAGAAUGUGAGGCAGGUUCAGAGCCUUACGGGAAGGAUAGCAGCAUUAAAUAGAUUUGUGUCUAAGUCCUCAGACAGAUGCAAGGAGUUCUUUAAGGCUAUCAAGAAGGCUGGGAAAACGUUUGUAUGGACGGAUGAAUGUGAAGAGGCCUUCCAAAAGAUAAAGGAACAAUUGGGAAAGCCACCUCUCUUGGCCAAACCCGUAGAAGGGGAAACAUUGAUCUUAUACCUGGCUGUUUCAAGAUAUUCGGUCAGCGCCGUUCUUGUAAAAGAGGAGAAGGAUGUUCAGUGCCCGGUAUAUUAUGUUAGCAAAAGGCUAUUGGAUGCUGAGACAAGAUACACUAGCAUGGAAAAGUUGGUAUACUCUUUGAUCUUAGCAGCAAGGAAACUUUGUCCAUACUUUCAGGCACAUAAGAUUGAAGUAAGAACUUCAUACCCUCUCCGUCAAAUUAUGCAUAAGCCAGAAGCAACGGGAAGAUUGAUGAAAUGGGCAGUAGAGCUAGGACAGUUUGAUUUGGAGUAUAAGCCUAGGGCUACUGUCAAGGGUCAAGCUCUGGCUGAUUUCUUGCUAGAAUUUGAAGAUGAUAACCAAGAAUGGGCAAUAGUGCCAUAUAGUCCCAACAUUGAGCCUAUCGACGGACUUUUGAUAGAGGAUGAUGCAUGGUGGAAUUUGCAUGUUGAUGGAGCUGUCAACUCGGAUGGAGCUGGUGUAGGGAUAGUUUUGGUUAGUCCCGGGGGGUGUCGAUUGUUAAGUGCCAUCCACCUAGGGUUCCCUGCAACCAAUAAUGAUGCAGAAUAUGAAGCUUUGAUCAAUGGUCUAGCCCUAGCAGUAGAAAUGAAGGCUAGGAACCUUAUUGUGUACAGUGAUUCGAUGUUGGUAGUCCACCAGGUAAAUGGGGGGUUCUUGGCUCGGGGUUGGAGAACGAACUUAUACAUGACCCAUACGCAAGAACUGAUGAAGAAGUUCAGAGAGGUACAUUUGGAAAAAGUUCCUCGCGAGAAAAAUGAAGGUGCUGAUGCCUUGGCCAAGGCCAGUUCUAGAAGGGACACCAAGUUAUUAGGAACUAUCCAAUUCUGUGUUCAAGAGAAGCCCAGUGUGUCAGAAGCACAGAAGGUCACCCGGUUCAGAGGAGAUCUGAUGGAAGUAGAGAAGGAAGUCGUGGAUACUUGGAUGACUCCUAUACUUAAGUUCAUCCAGGAGGGUCAACUCCCAGAAAGUAUAAAGGAAGCCAGAAGUCUCAGAUACAAAGCAGCGAGAUUUGUAAUAUAUGAUGGUGUCUUGUACAAAAGAGGGUUCAAUCAGCCGUUGCUGAAGUGCAUUGCAGGGGAAGAGUGCAAUUAUAUCUUAAGGGAAGUACAUGAAGGAAUAUGCGGCAAUCACUCGGGGGGUAGUUCACUUGCACUGAAGAUCCUUAGGCAAGGAUACUAUUGGCCAACUAUGAGGAGUGAAGCAAGCAAGUUCGUGCAAGCUUGUGACAAGUGCCAGCGAUUUGCCACAUAUUCGUCUCGUCCUGCAGCAAGUAUGACUCCGUUACUCAGCCCAUGGCCAUUCGCUUUGUGGGGGAUAGAUCUCAUUGGAGAGCUUCCAAAAGCCAAAGGAGGAGUCAGAGAAUUGAAGAAGUUAUGUGAUGACUUGAAUAUAAGGAGGAACUUUGCAGCUGUGUAUCAUCCACAGAGCAAUGGACAGACUGAAGCAAUCAACAAGAUUAUCAAACACACGCUGAAGGCCAAGUUGGAAGAGAAGAAAGGUGAUUGGCCGGAGGAGCUUCCAAUGGUACUAUGGUCAUACAACACUACGCCAAGGACAACCACUGGGGAGUCGCCGUUCAUGUUGACCUAUGGUUGUGAAGCAAUGGUUCCGGUAGAGGUCGGAGCAGGUUCCUUCAGGAGAGACCACUUCCAGGAAGAGGACAAUGUUGUUAACCAGAGGCUACAUCUAGAUAUGUUGGAGGAAGUCAGAAGGGAGUCGCAAGUUAGGUUGGCAGCAUACCAACAAAGGACAGCCAGAUUCUACAACAAUCGAGUCAAGCCUAGACCAUUCAAAGUAGGAGACUUAGUGUUGCGCAAGAUGAUGCCAGGGAUGAAGGUGCCAGGUCACGGAGUGUUCGGGGCAAAUUGGGAAGGACCCUACCGCAUUCGGGCUGAGAUCUUUGGAGGAGCAUACUACUUGGAAGACAUGCAGGGUGAGCCCAUCUCCAAGGCAUGGAAUGCUGAGCAUUUGAAGAAGUAUUAUCAAUAAGAGCAAUAUGGACUCUGCUAAUAGGAAUAGCAUCUAGAUAUGAAAAACACCUUGUGUAAUCAAGAUUCAGUAUAUAAUGGCAAGACUCUUUCAUUCAUUUUUACUACCUGCAAACACAGGGCGCGCCUAAACAUGGGGCGCGCCUACUUGCUAACAACUUGAAAGAUUACUGAGUUAUCAAGGACAGUAACUCCUCUUAAGAAUUCUGAUUAAGAAUAAGCUCGCGGGAAGAGUAGUAAAGCAAAACGAUCAAAAUACAUAUUAGACCAACUGCUCUUUCUGACUUAAGUGAGAUCAAGACUGGGCGCGCCAAGUGAUACGGCGCGCCACGUGUUCAUUUGCAAAUAUUUUAUAACACAAGCAUAGUCAGGGAGAUUUUCAUAUACAGGAUGAAGUAUAAGAAAAAUGAACAAGCAAGCAAUAUCAUAAAAGAUAGCACUUGACAAAGGCAGUUAAUAAUUAGGUGCAAAAACAGCAAUAUGAGGGCGCGCCUCAUAUUCAAGAUCCAUCACAGUCAAAUAAACAAAUUUAAACAAGUUGCAGGGUUACAGGGACCCGCGCCCAAAUGAAAGUUCAGAAUAAAACAGAGAUAAAUAUCAGGCCUGAUCUUGAGAGGAGUCAUGAGGGUUAGGCUGAGAUCCAGUUGUAUCAGCCGUCUCAACAGCUGGAGGAUCCUGAGAAGCACCCACGCCUGAUUCAAUCCUAGGGAUAGGAUUUUCCAGGGACUCUUGGUGAUCCUGGCGCGCCUCAAGUGGGGAAGAUUGCUCGAGGAAUUUGUUUGCAGAAUCUGAAGCAGCCUCC
Messenger RNA from Daucus carota subsp. sativus, 6870 nucleotides. RefSeq lists its product as uncharacterized. Gene Ontology annotation, biological process: DNA integration. The record is from RefSeq and is a predicted model, not a curated record. Lineage: Eukaryota; Viridiplantae; Streptophyta; Magnoliopsida; Apiales; Apiaceae. Bases 1 to 6069 code for a protein of 2022 amino acids. Gene Ontology annotation, molecular function: nucleic acid binding; RNA-DNA hybrid ribonuclease activity. The transcript is spliced from 3 exons.